GCAGCGGGCGGCCGCUACUCACCGGCACCGGCGGGAGGGCGCGGUGCCGCCCGCGCUCCCGGGACAAAGCGCGGCCAUGAACCGGCUGUAGGCCCCUGGCAGCCAGCCGCUGCCCCGCUCCCUUCGGCCGCCGUGGGGGCUCCGAGGGGUGGUGUGGGGGUGUUUCUUCUCGUCGCCGGCGGCGCGGGGUGGAUGCCGGCUGUGACCGGCCGCGCCCGGCACCAUGCACACCGUGCAGAAGGACACCACCUUCACCAAGAUCUUCGUCGGGGGGCUGCCCUACCACACCACCGACUCCUCCCUCAGGAAGUACUUCGAGGUCUUCGGGGAUAUCGAGGAGGCGGUGGUGAUCACCGACCGGCAGACGGGCAAAUCCCGGGGAUAUGGCUUUGUGACCAUGGCAGACAGAGCUGCAGCUGAAAGAGCAUGCAAAGACCCCAACCCCAUCAUUGACGGCAGGAAAGCAAACGUCAACCUGGCAUAUUUGGGAGCAAAACCAAGAAGUAUUCAAACUGGUUUUACCAUAGGUGUGCAGCAGCUCCAUCCAGCCUUCAUUCAGAGACCCUUUGGACUCACGCCUCACUAUGUUUACCCCCAAGCUAUCAUCCAGCCCAGCGUGGUGAUCCCUACCCCUGUGCAGUCCAUCACGUCUCCCUACAUCGACUACACCGCCGCCAGCCAAGCCUAUUCCCAGUACACCACAGCUGCCUAUGAUCAGUACCCCUACGCCGCCUCCCCUGCUGCCGGCUUCGUGGGAUAUGGCUACACGGGCGCAGUCCAGCCCCCCAUCACCGCCAGCAACCCAGCAGCUCCCACCACCGCCUUCGUGCAGUACCAGCCCCAGCAGCUGCAGCCUGACCGCAUGCAGUGAGGCCCUGCCCAUGCCUUCGCCACCGAGGACAAUCUCUUACAGUGGUAGGAUAUGACUAGGACAAGAAAAGCAGCGACAAGGAAACAAUAAAAGAAACAAAGCAACGACAAACAAAAAGAGAAAUAAACCACCCCAUCCCUUUAUCCCCUUUACACAGGUGCAUAUCCAUACCUGAGCUAUUUAUAGUGUUAAGGGCAAACCCACGUUGCAGUCUGACCGUGCUUACAAAAAUGGACUUCCGGUAAGUUGGUUUUUGGGUUUUUUUUUUU
Messenger RNA from Dryobates pubescens (Downy woodpecker), 1140 nucleotides. It is a transcript of the gene RBM38, whose product is annotated as RNA binding motif protein 38. The coding region runs from base 224 to 871 and encodes 215 amino acids. Gene Ontology annotation, molecular function: RNA binding. NCBI's taxonomy places the organism in Eukaryota, Metazoa, Chordata, Aves, Piciformes, Picidae. Gene Ontology annotation, cellular component: cytosol. The record is from RefSeq and is a predicted model, not a curated record. The transcript has 4 exons.